AUGGAACGGCUGAGAUCAAUCGAUGCAUGGCGUGCAUGGGAAGUCGAUCGAGGCUGUAAGCAGAUGAUGGGGUCGAUCGAGCUGGCUAGCCUCCUAUGGGAUCGAUCGAGUUAUGUAAAAGCGGCUAGACCUAAUCUAGCUAGGUCGGCGCCGGCUUUGGGCUUGAAUUGUGCGGAUUGGGCUUCAAAAACGGCUUCGGGUCGACCGCGGCGUUCGGACGGUCGGUCGGGACGAUCGGCCGGACAGUCGGGUCUUGGCCGAGUCGGAACGGUCGUGGCCGGAUGUUUCACGGUCGGCCGGUGUGGUCGGACGGAUGAAGAUUUGGCCGAUGGUUUCUCGGCCGGACGUGGGACGUUUUUCCCGGCUCGGACGGAUGCAUCGGCCGUGGUACGCGAGAUGGUUGCGCGGCCGCGAGGCUUUUCCCGGCUCGCGCGGCAUGGUCGUGCGCGGCGUGGCGUGGCGUUGUGGCUUGGCCGACCGCGGGCUGUUUCCCGGGUCGUGAUGCGUGAUCGGCCGACGGUUUGGACUUUGGCCGAGACUUCAGUCGGACGGACGUUUUGGCCGAGCGCGGAACAUUCGUUCCUCGGCCAGCCGGACUGCGCGGUUCGGGCGCUGAUUCUCGAUAGAGCCGUCUGGAGCAGUCUUCACUCUUUUGGCUAUAACUCCUUUUCUACUCAUCCAAAUGAGGCCGUUCCAGUUGCGUUGGAAAGUUAA
This is a messenger RNA of Microthlaspi erraticum, 714 nucleotides long. The record is from the annotation of a GenBank genome assembly. Lineage: Eukaryota; Viridiplantae; Streptophyta; Magnoliopsida; Brassicales; Brassicaceae.